This is a messenger RNA of Solenopsis invicta (red fire ant), 9352 nucleotides long. Its product is annotated as SAM and SH3 domain-containing protein 1. The transcript is spliced from 16 exons. The coding region runs from base 1966 to 5505 and encodes 1179 amino acids. NCBI's taxonomy places the organism in Eukaryota, Metazoa, Arthropoda, Insecta, Hymenoptera, Formicidae. Gene Ontology annotation, molecular function: protein binding. The record is from RefSeq and is a predicted model, not a curated record.
GCUCCCUCUGGUGGGUGUCUCGUGUCAGUCGAGCCGUGUGCCGCGUCGCGGUAGUGUCGUGCAGUAGUGUGUCGUUUCGCGCGUUCCGUCGAGCCACGACGAUGACGUCUUCCUCGUUCUGACUAUGAGCGACGCGCGCUCAUCGCGAAGAUCACCGGGCACGUUCACCCCGUUGUCGUUAUCAUCGCUGUCAUCGUCGUCAUCGUCGCCGCCGCCGCCGCCGCCGCUGUUGUCGUCGUCAUUUAUUCGAUUUCGCACGCGGACCGGGCCGAGCCGGUCGAGCAAGUCGCGCGUCAGGGAUACCAACGGACCCUCGUCGUUCGUUGCCGCAUUUUUCGGCCCCUCGAAAUCCUUCGAUCGCGUUCGGCCGGACGAUCGUUCGCCCAAGUUCGCGUUUCGAUCCGUUCGUGUGUCUGUGUGCGUAAAGGGGGAAACUUCAACGCGUGGAAUAGCCGACCGUGACCGUCGCGAGUGACUGCACGAGGUGUUCCACCGCUAAGGGGGAAAGAAGCCGCAAUUUCCGAAGAGAUUUGCCGACGGGCGAGCGCGUUCCGACCUUGAUUUUUGUGCGCGUGACCCUCGUCGGAGACGAGUGAAGCCGUAGAGGAGACAACAACUCGUUCGUUUAUCGCGCGGACGAAACCCCAAGUGACCGACGGCGCAAGUUUCAAAGUCGUCGCAACGGAAAGCGUAGCGGAGGGUUCGCUCACUACCGGCGUUGCCAACUUUCUCGCGCUUUCGACGGAAGGACCCGGCCGGCGACUACGCCGUCCGUCUUCGAUAUAUCGACGUCCGAGAUCUCAAUCGAUUCUCACGAUCGUCUUCCAUCGAACGAGAGCAUCGGAUUCUACAACGGACGGAUCUUACCCGGGACUUUCGCGAGUGGUCUCUCUUGGAUUUGUCUCCGUCGGAACGGCGCACGAGAUCGCCUCCGGUUUGCCUCACUUUGUCCACGAUAAGUGCGACGUGGAUAUAAACGCGUUCCGCGAUCAGUUUCAACGUUCCUGUCCUAAUUCCAAGGUCAGCUCGCACGCGCGCGCGCGCGCGCGCGCACGUAAACAGCCGCUCGCUCGCUCGGGGAAAAAACAGAGUCCUCGUCGUCGUCGUCGUCGUCGUCGUCGCCGUCGUCGACGACCGUAGCGGCGUGCCGGAUUAGAUUUCGUCGAAGAGCGCGGCGCGCAAAAAGGAGCAAGAAGUGACGGAAUUUAUCGAGAUAUACACACGGAGCUGCUGCCGUAUGUGCACUGUGAACUGACUCUCGCGUGUGUGAGUGCGUGAUCUCCCUCUAAAUCUUUUCCCGUUUGUGCUUCUCGCGAGGUAGAACGAGAUCCGACGGGGUCGACACUUCGCCCCCUUCGGCUUUUUUUUGCCUCGCAACGCUGCUCCAAGCCUGUGGAGCGUCUUUCCGCGAGAAUCGGAGACUGACGAGAGGCGCGCGGAGUCUGUGUAUUUCGCGAUGAGCCGAAGAGCGGUACAUGUCAAGCGGCGAACGUGACCGCCGCAAACUCCUCCUUUCCCCGUUUCGACGCUCCGCGUGUUUCGGCGAGACGAAUCUCGUUAAUACCGCCGCCGAUCGUCAAGAGAGGAGAAUGUCGCGCUAGAACGAGACGGGCUCGACGAUUUUCUUGCCGGCGAAUCGAGCGAAUCUCUACCCUGGACUGAUCGACUCGCGCGCGCGCCUCGAUGGACGUUACAUCGUCGUCGUUUGGAGGGCGGCCUCGCGGGAUGGUAGUAGCCGGCGCCGAGUGCACGGAGCGCAGCGGAUAAUAAAGCGGGAUCGAAGCGAAGCGCAGCGGAAUCGUCGUCGUCGUCGGUGGAGCGACCGACGAGGAGGAAGGACGCGGUUUUGAGGGGAGGCGGCGUACGAACGUCGGGGCCGUAGUCGAUCGUCGGGUUGGUGGCACGUGACAGCGUACCACCACCGCCGCCGCCGCCGCCGCCGCCGUCGCCGUCGCCGUCGCCAAGAUGACCAUGGCGAGCAAUAUCGUGGUCGAGUGGCUGCGGUCGCUCCAUCUCGGCCAGUACUCCGAGUCGUUCAUCGACAACGGCUACGACGACCUUGAGAUCUGUAAACAGAUCGGUGAUCCGGAUCUCGACGCGAUCGGCGUCUUCAAUCAGAAGCACCGCGCGCGCCUGCUGCAAUCGGUCAAGACCCUGCGCGAGGAGGGUGCCGCGAGCGUGUACUUCACGCUGGAGGAGACCGUCGACAACAGCUGCGACAACGUCAGCUCCAAGUCCUCGAGGACGUCGUCCGACAGGCCGCCCAGCGACAAGGAGACGCAGCGAGCGUCGCCCACGGCCAGCUCCUCCAGCGGCGGUCAGGAACUGACCAAGUUCGCGGACGAGUACGAGGAGGGCAAGGCCGAGCUGGUGAGAAUUCCCAGGAUGCAAUUGAGGAUGCUGCUGCAGGAAAAGCUGAGACACGACGGCAUCAGGCUGGCCUGCCAACCCUACACCACACCGGAGGGCGAGAGGGGGUAUUUAGAAGGACUCGCUUCAAGAUAUGCAGAUCUCUUCAGGACACAUUACGGGGAUGUCCUCGAGCCGCUCGAGGAGCUUCGCCGACGAGAAACAAACGCUUCCACCCGAAUGCCCAACACUCAGCUCACCACCAGUCAUUCACAGCCCAUUUACGUGCCCGGAAAAUACUCGCCCUCGAGCUGCCUCAGCGACAAGGAGGAGGACGAAAUCUAUGGCUUCGGAUACGGGGUCUUCAGCAGGCAGAUGCUCCAACAUCGACAGCAGAAGCUCGCACUUGCUACACAAAACACAACCACUGCCGUGACACCGAGUGGACCUCAAACAACUUAUCAAAGUUGUCUGAGCCCGAGAUCUGCGUUCUUCUACGAGUUCCCUCCUAACGAGCAAGGACAAAAUACGAGCAAGAAGAAAACAACGUUUUCGAGAUUGCUACGAGGACUGAAGACACAUAGGAAAGAGAAACAAGGCCAGCAGGCGCAAUCAUCUCCCAGGCAUGGUCGCGCAAGAAUGGGCGUGCCGCAAAGAGUAGACACACCUGACAGUGUUCUUCAAAGUGGUUUGGGUCUUGGACCUGACAUGGGACACACGAUUCUUCGAUCGAUGGUGGAUCCUCGAGAUUACGAUCGACUGAGAUACCUACAAAUGAACGGCGGCCAACCAAAUAGCUUCGAAGAAACCAUUCACAGGCUGAAAGUUCAAGAGGCGCUGCGAAAGAAAGAGCGAUUUCACAAAGAGCACGAGGAGAUACUGAGGGAUAUCCGGCAGGGUUUAAUGCAGCUAGGACGAGACGGACGGGGUCAGCUCCCUGGAGAUGAUACGUACAUGUACGACGAAGACGCGCGAUGCGGAGGUGCAGGUGGUUUAGGUCCCGGACCAGGCGGUCAUUGGUACGACGAACCACCUUACGAGUCGGAUCCCGAGGAUUUUCUUAUGGGAGCUAGCGGCGGCCCGGUACCUACCGCGACUAUUCAGAACGGAAGGGUAUGUUUCACGCUGAAUAUGAAGCCGGAGAAUCGAGGCGAGGGUGUGAUCUCUCUUCGAACAGCCGGCGAUAUCAGUUUGCCGCGCGAUCGCUCGAGAAAAGGUGCGACGUCGACGAUGCGAGGUCUCAUCGUUCCUCAGGGUCACAAUAAUCCGCCGACGAUCAUACCUUUAACACAUUCGAGAGCUUCUCGUGAGAGCGGAGAUUACGCGAGUAGCGACGUGCAGAGUGUGAGCUCGAGACUGUCGACUGUGUCGGUGGACACGAGUAGGAGCGACCAGCCUCCGGUGGGCGGUCGCCAUCCCGAUCGGCCGGAGCAUCACCACGAGCACCGUCACAACCAUCGCCAUCAUCACGAACAUCACCACUCGGUCUCACCCCGACCUAAUCAGCGUCACCCCGCCGCCACUAGCACGACCGUUACCAACACCGUCACCGACGCAACGUCACCACAAAGCAACGCGCAACGCCGCCCGGUUCCCAGAUAUAGUCGGAGUAGCGGCGAGGAGGGACUGUCGCCGAGCCAGAGUAGCGACUAUGAGGAUCAAGAAGAACUCGAGAGUCAACACUCGGCCGCCGUGCAUACAUCGGAGGCCAGCGCCCUGCUCGAGGGCGACGCCAGGGUGGGUAUCGCAGGCCGCGCUAGGAAUUUAAGGCACGACGUGCAACGAAAGAUCUCGAGGCUGCGCCAAGAUCGCGCGUCCUCGGAGGCGUUUCCGUGCAGUGCGAGCAGCGUCGAGAGCCUGCCGAGCGGUAGCGGUUCGAGCACGCAGGCUUUGGUACGCGCGGGAAGCAAUCACAGCUCGAUAUCCUGUGAGGAUAGGGAUGCCGUCAGCCCGACGUCCAUCGGCCCCGUCCUAUGUCGAGCGAGGGCAAUGGUGGAUUACACGCCCAGUCCUUACGACAAGGACGCAUUAAAGUUCAAGAAGGGGGACGUAAUCGAUGUGGUACAAAUGAACAAGAGCGGAUUGUGGAAGGGCGUCGUGCACAACAGGAUAGGCCACUUCAAGUUCAUAAACGUCGAGAUACUGAACGACAGGGUGCCCAGGCGGGGGGAACCGGAGCGGGGCAAAUGGGGUCAAAGAUACAGGCAGAAGCCGGGUUCCGUUCAAGAGCUCUUGCAGAGAAUGAAUCUUCAGGAACAUAUUCCAGUUUUUGUGCUGAACGGAUACGAGGAUCUGGAGCUCUUCAGGGAGUUAGAGGCGGCGGAUCUGGACUAUUUGCGUAUACAUCAACCCGAGCAUCGUGCCAAGAUACUCACCGCCGUGCAACUCCUACACGAGUGUCUUCAGUCGGGUAGCGAGGGUGACUUGGCCUCGAGUUCAGAGGGCGACGAGGUCAGUCGUUUGGUCUUAACCUCCGGCCAGACGUCCGGCCACUGUUCCCCGUUUAACCGACGCCAAUUCCCACGAGAUUCCGGCUGUUACGACGCGCACAAGAAUACAACCAGUCGACGGACCAUCAGUCCGGAAUCGACCACGACGUCGUCGAAGUUGUCGAGGGAGAACAAUCUGGAUAACGCAACGGCGGUCGCGAAGAACACCAACAGCAGUACUGGCGCUACGGACGGUGGUCUGACCGAUACGAAGGACGAUUUUCAUCCCAAUAUACCGAUCUCCAGCUCGGUAGCCGGCCAGAAAGAAAACCAGUUCGAGAAGUCGCCGCUACUGCGGGGUGGCAACGUGCGAUACAUCGCGAAGAGGGGCAAUUUCGGCGAGACGGUGGUGAUCGAGGACGCCUGCGAGGGCGCUCAGAAACUGAGCGGCAUGGUCAAGUACAUGGUUGGUGGUAGUAACGACCUCGGCCUUGAGGGCACCGGCAAUGUCACGAGCCUCAGCCAGCGCGGUUGCCUCAGCGAAAAGUCCAGUGACUCCGGUGUCAGCUCGUCCAGCAUUAGUUCAGCGCCUCCGCCCAGGGACAAAGUACUUGCUACCGCGAGCGCCGCAUCGGACUCGCCGACCAAGAACUUUGGUAGUUUCACCAGAGCGUCGCCGACUUCUCAAAGCGGUAAGAGUCAUGGCAACGAAGGUAGCUAUCAAUGAGGAAAGCAGCAACAAAUCGCCGGUAAGCCGGCGAAUCACGGCGCGACUUUAGGUCAAAGGUAAGAGUUACGGAAAUAAGGGAAUCGCACAAUUAAGCGGCAAUGGAGCGGCCUUAAUUCAAAGGAUUACACGAUCAUGAUCGUCUUCAGGCUACGGUGCCUACGAUUCGCCCACGAGAUAUUUGAGCAUUGUCGGGAUUAAUGAAUAUCUCAAACACUUUAUAUCGAACGGCAAAUACAAUAUUCCCGAAUAAUUACGAUCCUGACGAGCGUACUUGGCAAUAAGAUGUUUCUUCCAUUUUGGAUGACGCAGAAUUAAAGAAAGAAUUUUAAGGAAAUCGCUAACGAUAGGUAAUAAGUUGACAGUUGCCGCUAUGUUCGCUCGUUACAAUUAUCGCGCGCUCAAUAUCGAUUUAAAAUAUAUCGCAAAAGCAAUAUCUCAUUUCCUGUUACUGUUGUUGGUAAAGUACCGAGGGUCUCACUUUGUUUGAUAAUUCCUGUCACGGGCGCGAAUGGAAAUUCUAAUGUCUCUCGAUGUAACAUCUUCCCAAUAUUAACGUCGGGAGGAACAUUUCGUUACUCCGUGUCUUUGGAUGCGCGAUGGGAAGAACUGAGGUAAGAAUUCAACGAAAUUCUGGCAGUUGUAACAAGGGCUCCCCGGAGCAUCGGCGAAGUUUCUUCGCGUUUACGUCCGCGUUCGGUCCGAACAAGAUGCAUCUCGAAUGAGCUCUCGGAAUCUCGAAACCGCCAAGUCACAUCGCGCCUACGUAUAACCGUGUAAUUAAUAAUAAUAAGCGAAUACUAUGUGAUAUGGUAGCAAUAUAACGAUCGAUUAAAGUCGAAUAAGUAGAAAAAAAGAAGAGGAAACAACGGCCGGCGAUCGUCAUUUGCGUCGCGCGAUUCGUCGUCGCGAUCCAUUACGUACAAUAACUGUAAAAAAAUAGAAGAAAAGAAAGGAAAAAACGGAAACACGAACGAAGAUCCAAUAUAACGUUAUGCGUCCGUUAGUUUUGAUUUCGCGUUCGAUAUUAUCUAUCGGUUUCAUCUUUGUGCGGGACGACCUCGCGAUUAAUCAUUUCAACUGCUAUAUAGUUCGCCCGACGAGCGUUCGUCAAAAAACUGCCACAGCGUUAUCGAGUUCUCGUCUCGUUUAACGACGAUCUCUUAUCUCGUAUAUAUUUUGGACUCGCUUUUUUGUACCGUUCGUUCAAUCUCGUCGCUAAAAGGCGAGUGCGUAUAAGCGUACGCAAACGAGACAGUUUUUACGAAUCGUCCUAAGACACUUGAGACAAUUUUUCGCUUAUACAAUACGGCGCGCGAACUCGUGAGGAUCCAUCUUAAAUAAUAGAGAAAUGCGGAUUAUCACAGAAUGCCUUACGAGCGUUUUUCACUUACUUAGCUGAUUUACGCCACUUUUCAAUAAAGCCCGACACUCGAGCGCGUCGACUCUCGCGAGGAAAUAUCUCCUUCUUACUUUCCACCGUUGUUCGCAUGUAUAAUUUUGUACGAGAGAGUAGCGAGAACCCCGGAAGUUUUCAUAUAACGGCGCCGAUUAACGCCGCAUUUGUCACUCGGACUUUGCUUACUGUUUAACGACCGACAAUCCCCCAUCGUCGAUGCGACACGCCAGUUCUUCGACACGAUGGUAAACCAUGUACAUGUGUGUAUAUUGACCACGCCACGGGAGGAAAACGUUGAAAGUUACAGAGAUUUUGUAUGUACAUAAAUAAUAUUACGCGUAGGACUAAACGAUGUUUUGUAUUGACCUUGCCCGUUUGCCAAAACUCAAGACUAUAGACUAUACAAUAUAGACAUAUGCGAUAUGUACACAUUAUAUCGUACCGUUGGAUCUUAUGUACAUCUCUUGUAUAGUGUAAAAUCAUAGAUGAAUUUAUGAGACGCGGGAGCGCAAUCAGAGAAAUGGGCUGCGAGAACAGAUGUACGGGGAGGAGACGGGAAGCCCGAUGGAUAAUAAUAAAUCGUAAGUAAUAAUUUUAGCUGUUACGAGACGCAGCGAAGAGCGUAUUAUUAAUUAAAAUAGGAGAAAAACAAAUUAAACAAAGUACACGAGAGAAACGCGCGCCCGCCGCGAACGAACGAUCGAAACAAUAUCGGCGGACAGCAUGCGGAAGCGAACGGUGAUAUUAGAGAGUUUAUCGCGAUGUCAUAUUACGAUAAACGCCAAGGUCUCAUAUUGACAAAUUAAUCGAAAAAGUAUCUGAAAAAGCAAUUGACACUCACGGUUUCAACCAUUUUAGAUGAUCGGAAGAUAACGAUCGGCAAGAGUGUUCGAUACAUCUUCGUAGGAAUACGAGCGAAUAAAUUUCAUGGCAUGAAUCGACAUGCAUUGGACGUGAGAGUCAAUCAUGCGGAUACCUUCGUACGAGAGCGAUCGAUAUGGGAGUUUGAAAUUAUAAGCUAACUUGAGUGUUUAUCAUAUCUAAAGUAUGCUAUCGCGAUAACGGCCUAUCGAAAAUAUUUCGAACGACACACGCGUACACUUUUUACACAAAUAAUCGCCAUCCACGUAACGUAGAGCGUGCUUCUUCUGCAACGUCAUCGCGCUACGCGAUCGCACCACGAGGAGCGAAUUUUUAGGAGGGGAUACCCGAUCGGCCCGGAAAUCGGCUGUGAUUAGACCGAACGAGUAGUCGCAAGUUGCUUCCAUCGACGUCGAGAUUGAUUAAUGCGAUUAACGCUCGAUCGCGGCCGCAGCGUGCGAUUUUCGUGCCGAGACCGAAGUUUCGCAAUAUCGAGAUUUACGUCGCGUCCCGCCCGCGCGUAAGCUCCAUCAGCGGGCACUUUUUUUAUCGAGUUUGUGCGAUGAUCCGACGAUUCGAAGGAGAGGCGCCGGGAGGACGUUUCCGAUAAACGGUACGUCGAUUCCGGUGAUGUCUGCUAGUUUAUCCGUUCCAUCGAGAGUACCAACAUGUGCAGAGAAUGAGUGAAGUGGCUGUUAUUAAAAGGGAGGGUUGAAACAGCGAGGAAGGAUGAGAGGGAUGAUUGAAAAUUGAGUGUGCGUGUACAUAAGCGCGCGCGCGCGCGCGCGUGUGUGUGUGUGCGUGCGUGCGUGCGUGCGUGCGUGCGUGCUCGCGCGCGCGUGCAUAUGUGUGCAUGUGCGUGUGUGCAUGUAUGCGAAAGAAGAGGAGAGAGAUAGAAAAAAAGUUAAAGGCGAGAGGGGACGACGCGAUGUUAAAUUUAGUAACGAGUUUAUGAGAGUACGAAUAGACACGAUAGUGAUUUUAUUUAGCUCGGGAGAAAGAAAAUUACGCAGCAUUUGAUGUAAAGUAAAAAUCAAUCUAAUCGUAGACCCAAGACGCAGUAAUCGAAAUAGAUAAUUUAAGCGUACCUUAAGGGAGAGAAGCGAGGUUCGUUGACGAAGGAAGGCCUAUGGCGUUGCCUUGCACGAUCUCCCCCUCCCCCCCCCCGAAACGGCGAAGCGCGAUCGCUUAGAUAAAUUUAAUAUUCGUCGAUCGAGAACACGCCACGAAGCGCGGCGUUUAGGGCCGAAUGAAAUUAAGCGUUUACGUAGCGGUCUAGUCCAUUCUUCUCGCGUGAUUAACGAAUAUAAUGUACAUAAAGUAAUAAAAGAAAAAAAAAAAAAAAACGAUGAAAGGACACAACAGAUCUAGAGAGAACGGCGAAUCGCGGCCGCGAAUUAGCGCGCAUCGUCGUACCUUUUUAUAAGCUGAUUUUGUAUUUAUUGAUUAAUUGCGGGGUUUAUAGAUGGUCACACACAUACACACACAAUUCUCAUCGUCUCUCGGUUCUCAUAAUGAUUUCCAAUGAUAAGUGUUAAUUUAUUGACUGUGAAUAGAAAUAAACGAUGGAAGAGAUUCAAACGAGAA